This is a messenger RNA of Gymnogyps californianus (California condor), 1039 nucleotides long. It is a transcript of the gene TMEM220, whose product is annotated as transmembrane protein 220. The transcript is spliced from 6 exons. The coding region runs from base 1 to 480 and encodes 159 amino acids. The record is from RefSeq and is a predicted model, not a curated record. NCBI's taxonomy places the organism in Eukaryota, Metazoa, Chordata, Aves, Accipitriformes, Cathartidae.
AUGGCGGGGCGGCUGUGGCGGCUCUGCAACCUCCUCAUGGCCGCCUUCUUCGGGCUGGCGGCCGCCGUGCAGGUGAACGACCCCGACGCCGGGCUGUGGACAGUUGUCUACUUAGUGCCAGCUGCCCUGACGCUGCUUGUCAGCAUUAACCCUUCAAUAACAGAUAAUGGUGUUUGGAGGAGCCUCUGUGACCUUCACUCUGCUGGUUGUAUUGUUGGGACCAUUGCCUUGGCUUGCUCUUUGUUUGCUUAUGCUCAAGGAAACAUUUUGCAUGAAGAGGAAGGCAGAGAGUUGUUUGGUCUGGUGAUUAUUACAAUAUGGAUGAGUCUUUGUCGCAGUUCAGCAAAGAGUCCACUGGGUGGAGUUCGCUUGAUUGCUGCAAUCGUGGUUGCCCUCUUCCCCUUUGUUUCAUGGCUGUACAUUUACGUGAACAAAGAGAUGCGAGCAUCUUGGCCAACGCACUGUAAAACGGUGAUUUAAUUGGGUGGGGGAAAGUAUAAAAUAAAUAUUCUGACCUUACUUGCCUUUGCUUUUGGUUCUUAAUGAAAGGUUAGUUUCAGUUUGAUAGGACCCAAGAAUGUCUGGCUGCUUCCAGCAGUGCGGUUUGAGAUUUGUUAAAAAAAUUGAGGAACACUGUCAAAUCCGAGUGGAGAAUUUUUCUACGGAAACUGUUGUUCCGCUGGCUUCUUCAUACAUUUUCAAAGCACUGUUGAUCUAAUGUGUGUUCUAAUGGUAUAUUCAAGAUAUCCUGGCAUCCCUGGAUCACUCUCCAACCACCUCGUACUUUGGGAAAUCUACUGUUCUGUAACAUAAGGGAAAAGUAAAGCAAAUGCUUUGUUUCAAUAAAUGACUAUUUACAGCCAUAAAACUUCCAGGUAGCUGCCUGCAUAGUCCAUUGAGACUAACUGAAAAAUUGAGCAGUCUGUAUUUCUGUUCCUACGCUAAAAUCAUAUGUAGAAUAUAUCUGAAGAAAUACUUUUGCUAUUAUCUUUAACUGAAAAUUACUGAUUUUACAGAGUAAUAAAUACUAUUUUUCUAA